Messenger RNA from Rhinichthys klamathensis goyatoka, 3547 nucleotides. RefSeq names its product discs, large homolog 2 (Drosophila) (gene dlg2). Gene Ontology annotation, molecular function: kinase binding. The transcript is spliced from 29 exons. The record is from RefSeq and is a predicted model, not a curated record. Gene Ontology annotation, biological process: chemical synaptic transmission. NCBI's taxonomy places the organism in Eukaryota, Metazoa, Chordata, Actinopteri, Cypriniformes, Leuciscidae. The coding region runs from base 360 to 3485 and encodes 1041 amino acids. Gene Ontology annotation, cellular component: neuron projection; neuromuscular junction; postsynaptic density membrane.
AAUAGCCUACCGAGAACACAUUCAGACACUGGAGAGCAGUUUUGACAUUUCUCAUGGACUCAUGCACGCCAAGGUGCACCGAUCACUAUCCACUCUUACUAUCGGAUUAUGGAUUUAUUUCUUAUGAGCGAGUCAUGCGCUCAGCAUAUGCUGUUUUCUUCUGCAAGAUGUUUCAGCGCGUGCCCCUCUCUUUAACUUGACAAUUCUAUGAGCUUUUCUAUCUACAUUAACGAACUGAGCCGGAACUUGCUGCUUUAGCAAGUGACAGUUUCUCCAAGACACUGACAGCAGAUGAGGGAGAAACGUUUGUGUUGCUGUUUCCAUGCGUGACAAUCCCACAAGGACAUAAAGGAGUAAUUAUGCCCUUAAGAAAACGAGACACAGCCAGGGCUAUAAGCCUCAUGGAGGACUACUGCUCCAAACUGAAGAAACCAGAGGAACAACAGCUCAAAACUGCCAUCUUAAGAGUCACAGGCAUUUUCAAAAGCAGUCUUUUCCAGGCUCUCAUAGAUAUCCAGGAGUUUUAUGAAGUGACCCUGCUGAACUCUCAGAAGAGCUGUGAGCAGAAGUUGGUGGAGGUGAAUCACAUGGCUAAGCAGUGGGAACACACUGCCACCAGUUCGACAUUACCCACCGAGGGUCCGCAGCCAGCUUCCACAUCGCCAGAGCUGAGAGGGAAGAGCCACAUGGAGCUGACCGUGGAGGAGCCUGCUGUAGGAACCAACAAUACAGAGAACAGGCCUCCAGCGGUACAGGGCUCGCAGCACCAAAGCCCAUCUCCAGCAUGUAUGAAUCCUGCCCUGAUGAACUCCCCCUGGUACCGGUAUCAGGAUGAAGAUUCCCCUCCUCUGGAACACAACUUCCCGCGGCUCACCAAUGAAGUUCGAGCGCCGGAGCUGGUGCACGUGUCGGAGAAGAACCUCUCAGAAAUCGAGAAUGUCCACGGCUAUGUUUCCCACUCUCACAUUUCACCGCUUAAGCCUGCGCUGGUUACCCGGUUUGAUCUAACAUACCCAGGGGUGACCGCAGCAAACUACCUGGUAAAUGGGACAGAAAUUGAAUAUGAAUUUGAAGAGAUUACAUUAGAGCGGGGAAACUCAGGGUUGGGGUUUAGUAUAGCGGGUGGAACAGAUAACCCUCACAUCGGUGAUGAUCCCGGGAUCUUCAUCACGAAGAUCAUCCCUGGGGGAGCGGCGGCUGAAGACGGCAGACUCAGAGUGAAUGACUGUAUUUUGCGUGUGAACGAAUCAGAUGUCUCAGAGGUGUCUCACAGUAAGGCAGUAGAGGCUCUGAAAGCGGCCGGAUCGAUCGUGAGGCUCUAUGUGCGCAGGAGGAGACCAAUGCUGGAGACCGUCACCGAAAUCAAACUCAUAAAAGGACCAAAAGGGCUCGGCUUCAGUAUUGCAGGUGGUGUGGGAAACCAGCACAUCCCCGGUGAUAACAGCAUUUAUGUCACUAAAAUCAUUGAUGGGGGCGCUGCGCAGAAAGACGGACGGUUACAAGUUGGAGACAGACUGCUUAUGGUGAAUAACUACACUCUGGAAGAGGUGACCCAUGAAGAAGCAGUGGCCAUAUUGAAGAACACGUCAGAUGUAGUAUACCUGAAGGUUGGGAAACCCACUAGUGUCUAUCUCUCAGACCCCUAUGGGCCGCCUGAUAUCACACACUCAUUCUCACCCGCAAUGGAAAAUCAUAUCUCUUCCCCCGGUAAUAACGGCACUCUGGAAUAUAAGUCCAGUCUUCCGCCCAUCUCCCCCGGCCGAUAUUCCCCCCUGCCCAAGCACUUGCUGGGGGAAGAGGACAUUAACAGGUUGGAUGGUUUUUCCUUCCUACGAAAUCCCUCGUUAGAUGAGAUGGAAGGUCACAGGUUUGAUUCCCAGCACUUCCAGUUGAGGCCUCCAGAGCCAGUUUACAGCACUGUGAACAAACUGAGUGACCGCGCCCCCUCUCCCCGUCUCUACUCCCCCGUGGAGUUUGAUAAAAGCCCCAUGCACUCAAUCCCCCACUUCCCUCACUAUCACGUAGGCCUGCUCCCUGACUCCGAGAUCACCAGGGAGCCCAGGAAGAUCAUUCUGCACAAGGGCUCGACCGGGCUGGGCUUCAACAUCGUAGGAGGAGAAGAUGGAGAAGGCAUUUUCGUCUCCUUCAUACUCGCAGGAGGGCCAGCAGACCUCAGCGGAGAGCUGCGGAGAGGAGACCAGAUCCUAUCCGUUAAUGGAAUCGAUCUGCGAGGUGCCACUCAUGAACAAGCUGCAGCUGCACUGAAAGGAGCGGGGCAGACGGUAACCAUCAUCGCCCAAUACCGGCCCGAGGAACUUGCCCUGUGCUCCCCACGCCAGGCCCCGCCUCCAACUGCAGAAUACGGGCGUUUCGAGGCCAAAAUUCAUGACUUACGAGAGCAGAUGAUGAACCACAGCAUGAGUUCUGGAUCCGGAUCCCUCAGAACCAAUCAGAAACGCUCACUCUAUGUCAGGGCUCUGUUUGACUACGAGAGAGCGAAGGAUAGUGGUCUGCCCAGUCAGGGUCUCAGUUUCCGAUAUGGAGACAUUCUCCAUGUCAUCAAUGCAUCUGAUGAUGAGUGGUGGCAGGCCAGGAGAGUGACGCCAGAAGGGGACAGUGAAGAGAUGGGUGUCAUCCCCAGCAAGAGGAGGGUCGAGAGAAAAGAGAGAGCUCGUCUGAAGACGGUUAAAUUCAACGCAAAACCCGGUAGCCUCGAUUCUAAAGGGUCAUUCAGUGAAAAACGUAGAAAGAACUUCAUCUUUUCACGCAAGUUCCCUUUCUACAAGAACAAGGACGCCGACGAGCAAGACGGCAGCGACUCGGAAAGGAGUCAAGAGGAACUGAUCCUCUCGUAUGAGCCUGUCAUCAGACAAGAGAUUAAUUACGCCAGACCAGUUAUAAUUUUGGGGCCCAUGAAGGACAGAGUCAACGAUGACCUCAUCUCCGAGUUCCCGGACAAGUUUGGGUCAUGUGUGCCACCGGCUAACAGUUCUGAUCAAGAAGAUACUACCAGAUCAAGGCGGGAUUAUGAAGUGGAUGGGAGAGAUUAUCACUUUGUAAACUCACGGGAGCAGAUGGAGAAAGACAUCCAAGAGCACAAGUUCAUCGAGGCUGGACAGUACAAUGAAAAUCUGUACGGAACCAGCGUCCAGUCUGUCAAAUAUGUGGCUGAGAGGGGAAAGCACUGCAUACUUGACGUGUCUGGGAAUGCCAUAAAACGACUACAAGUAGCACAACUCUACCCCAUUGCCAUCUUUAUAAAGCCUAGAUCCAUGGAGUCCUUAAUGGAGAUGAAUAAGAGGUUGACGGAGGAACAGGCCAAAAAGACAUAUGACCGUGCCAUGAAAUUAGAGCAGGAGUUUGGCGAGUACUUCACAGCGCUGGUUCAAGGGGAAACACUAGAGGACAUUUAUAACCAGUGUAAGAUGGUGAUAGAGGAACAGUCUGGACCUUACAUCUGGAUUCCUUCAAAAGAAAAACUAUAAAAAAAAAUCACCUUACCCUGGCAGGGACCUUGGACUGCAACAAAAACAAAACAAAACAAAAA